UUCGCUGUCCUUCCUGUGCUGGGUCUCUGAUGUAACUGUGAUUGUUAUGGUUCAGCUUUAGAAGGAUCACUGGAUACUGCGUCCUUAAAUGAGCGUUUUCGAUCUGUUUCGUGGGUUUUUCGGGGUCCCCGGAGGUCGUUAUCGUGGUGAUGGCCGCAGGGACCCCUUCUUUGAUGGAAUGAUUCAUGAAGAAGAUGAUGAUGAUGAUGAGGAGGAAGAGGACGACAGUGGAUUUCACCGUCAUGACUUUAAUAGGCCCCAUCGGGACCCGUUCGAUGACGUCUUCAGAUUUGGUUUCAGUUUUGGGCCCGACGGGAUGCGCUUCGAGGAGCCUCAGCUGUUUGGCCAGAUCUUCAGGGACAUGGAGGAGAUCUUUGCCAGCAUGGGCCAUUUUGAUGAGCGUCAUGGCUUCGGACACAGAGGUCUGCCUCCUCAGGAGGGUACAGAGAAAGGCAGGGGUCGGGCAGGAAGCAGUAACCCGAUUAGAGAUUUCAUGUUGAAGUCUCCUGACGCACCCCUCCCUUCCCCCUCAGAGGCACCAAAGGACAGGGAUUACUCUUCUCCACAGGAUCCCAGCAGCCACUUUCCUCACUGGAGACCCUUCUCCAAGUUUCAUGAUCUUUGGAAAGAUGGCCAAUUAAAACCAAAAGAGGGAGAGAAAAAACAGGAUUCAGAUCUGGACUCGCAGGUGUCUUCAGGGGGUCUGGAUCAGAUCUUGACACCUGCACCUUCACAGCCAAAGAUAAGGUCGACUUUUAAGUCUGUCAGCGUCACCAAGGUGGUCAGACCAGAUGGAACGGUAGAAGAAAGACGAACAGUCAGAGACGGUGAAGGAAAUGAAGAGACUACGGUGACCGUCUCCGGUCCAGGUGUCAGAGACGGGCCACAAGAUCCGUCUGGUCCGCUCAUGCCAGGUGGAUUGAGCCCUUCUAUUGGCAUGCAGGAUGAGUUCUCAGUGUUUUCUAAGUUUUUCAGAGGCUUUUGAGGCUGAAGAAGCUGUGAAGACCAACCUAAGGACGAUCUCUUAUCAUCUUUUCCCAGCAAAUCAACUAACUGCAAGCUAUGAUAAUUAUUAGUUGAUUGUACAUGGUUCAUUCUGAUUGAAUUUUUCAGUGCGAAUGUGAAGAUCCAUUCUUUAUCAUUUGAGUGAGAACCCAUUAUUUGCUAGUAAUGUUGCCCAAUGUUUUCAAUACAUGUGUAUUGAGAAUAGUUUAAGAACUGUGUUAACAUUGAAUCUUGGGUUAGUUGUUGAAGCAUUGUUCUGUGAAGGACAAUUUUAGCUUGCUGGGAAAGAAGAGCAGAUACUGCAAAUAAGACAGAGCUAAUAUAUUUGUAAAUUGUUUUCACUGUGUAACAUAAAUGAAUAAUACCUGC
Puntigrus tetrazona (Sumatra barb) is the source of this 1374-nucleotide messenger RNA. It is a transcript of the gene hax1, whose product is annotated as HCLS1 associated protein X-1. Gene Ontology annotation, biological process: negative regulation of apoptotic process; regulation of actin filament polymerization. The record is from RefSeq and is a predicted model, not a curated record. The transcript is spliced from 7 exons. Gene Ontology annotation, cellular component: apical plasma membrane; sarcoplasmic reticulum; clathrin-coated vesicle. The coding region runs from base 89 to 985 and encodes 298 amino acids. NCBI's taxonomy places the organism in Eukaryota, Metazoa, Chordata, Actinopteri, Cypriniformes, Cyprinidae.